GUAACUACGUUAUCACUUUGAUUUAUAUUAUUAUAUUACAACAGCUCUUCAUUUGGUGGACUUAUCAGAACGAUAACGAAUGUGUCGGAGAGAGCACUGUGUUAAUAAAUUUUAAAUAAUAAUGACUGAAUUAUUGUGCGUCAACGUUGUGCUUUGGAUUUUGUUAUCGUACACCGGACUUGGAUAUGGUCAAAAGCGAUGUUCUGGCCAGCCUUGUAUAUCGGUAAUGGAGUGUGGAGGCCUCGUCAAUGACUUGAUGAAACGAUCUAACAACGUAGCAGAAGUAGCGAGAUCCAUGCACUGCGGUUGGAGACGCGAGAGGGGCUCGCAACCCAUCUUAGAGGUAUGUUGUCCAGAAAAUUUUAAAUUUGACAAGAAUAAAUUAGCAUUAUUACCAAAUGAGACAAUCUGCGGAGUACAAAAUUCUGAUAGAAUCUUUGGCGGCGAAAUAACGGAAUUGGACGAGCACCCAUGGAUGGCACUAUUGCAAUAUUCUACACCUAAGGGUCUUGGGUUCUACUGCGGAGGUGUUCUGAUAUCGUCAAGAUAUGUCUUAACAGCAGCCCAUUGCGUUUCAGAAGGUUCUUUUCCCGACAACUACAGAUUGAGAAAAGUUCGUUUAGGAGAAUGGAACCUUAAAACUGAUGAGGAUUGUGUUAUGGAUGACUGUACAGAUGCACCCCGCGAUAUAAGUAUUGAAAAAGUCAUUGUACAUAAAGGAUACGCAACUGUAGAGAGCAAUCAAGCAAACGAUAUAGCUUUAUUGAGGCUUAAAAAUGAGGUUCAUUUUACAGACUUCGUGAGACCAAUAUGCUUGCCGACAACACACGACCAAUUGCUAGAAACGUACGAGAAUAAAGAGUUGGAAGUGGUAGGCUGGGGCAAAACAGAAAAAAGUUCGAGUAAUUCUGAUGUUAAGUUAAAAGUUCAGUUACCCGUAGUUUCGGAAUCCAGGUGUAAGUCACUGUAUAACCAAGCCAGUCGCCAGGUGACUUCAAAACAGCUAUGUGCGGGGGGAUCAAAUGGCAAAGACUCUUGCAGGGGUGACUCUGGCGGACCCCUGAUGGGUAAAAAUUCAGAUCAACAUUGGGUGGCCGUAGGUGUUGUGUCCUAUGGACCGACACCCUGUGCUACUGAAGGGUGGCCAGGAGUUUAUACCAAAGUUAACGCUUACAUUCCAUGGAUUCUUGAACAGAUACAGCCGUAAAUAGCUAUGGAAUUUAAAGAGUGAAUGUAAAUAAAGGAAGUUAUACAAAAAGGAGACGGGGAUUUCUAGGGCUGAAAUGUAAUAAGUUGAGAUAUGGUUUAAAAAAACUGUAAAAUUUUUCUAAUAUAGAAAAUUACCUAAAUAUAGAAAAUUACCCUAAUUCACAAUCUAGUAAACGAGAAAUCUUAAAAUUAAGUUUUCAUCAUCUUAAAAUUCACGAUUAAAAUAACUAAAAAAUACAUUAUAAUUAACAUAAUAUAAUGUCUUUAGUUAAAAAUAAAUUAUUAUCAACUUAAUAUUAUAAAGAAAUCGAUCGGAGAAAAAAUCGAUUCUGAAUCUCGUUCUAUAUUUUUAAUCUGUGCUGACAGUGACAGCCACAGAAUUGUCUAGAAUGUCAUUUGUCAAUCACAAGUUUAUUAGUAUAGUAGGUAUCGUUUGUGCGUACCUACCACAGAACACUAACUCUAACAAGGUACCUAGGCGAUUUGUCAUUUGAGUGUUUCCCGUUGUUUUAUUGAUAUUUUCCUUGUUUAUAUUUGACUUCUGGUAUUGUUAAAUUUGUACGAUUAUUAUCGUAAAACAAAUAAACAUUCGCAUUCCAAAAA
Leptidea sinapis is the source of this 1812-nucleotide messenger RNA. RefSeq names its product CLIP domain-containing serine protease HP8-like (gene BAEE). Gene Ontology annotation, biological process: proteolysis. The transcript has 7 exons. Gene Ontology annotation, molecular function: serine-type endopeptidase activity. NCBI's taxonomy places the organism in Eukaryota, Metazoa, Arthropoda, Insecta, Lepidoptera, Pieridae. The record is from RefSeq and is a predicted model, not a curated record. Bases 122 to 1207 code for a protein of 361 amino acids.